ACAGACACUAGAAUGGUAGGAAUUAUUUUUUAGUAACGCAGGAAAUUCAGUGAGGGAAUUGUGGAAAUAAUUUGAUUAGAGGUGCCUGAACUUCUACCAUCACUUUAUUGUAUUCGCAUUCAAUUUCCCUGCAUGUAUUUCUAGAACAGAAGAAGCUACAAUGCUAAUUAAAGUCAAGACACUCACUGGCAAAGAAAUCGAGAUCGACAUCGAGCCUACAGACAAGGUGGAGAGAAUAAAAGAGAGAGUGGAGGAAAAAGAGGGAAUCCCACCCCAGCAACAGAGACUCAUCUACAGUGGAAAACAGAUGAAUGAUGAGAAAACGGCAGCUGAUUACAAGAUCCAGGGUGGCUCUGUGCUACAUCUGGUUCUUGCACUAAGAGGUGGGCGGGUCCACCAGCAUCCCAGCAGCCUCCUCACAUCUAUGUAACCGCCAGUCCUGCCUUGGCCACCUUAGAGAUUCAAUAUAUUCACACAUGUUGUCAGAAACCAUUUGAACCAUCUGGACUGAUGAGUGGUAGCCAGUGCAUUCUUUGUUGGAAUAUUCAUCAGCUUUUUUCCUGUUAAUGACCCCCCCAAAUGAUUAUGCUCUUUUUGUUAAGUUUACAAGACGUGUUAAAAAUCAAGGUAAAACUGAUGUAUCGGUUUGUCAAUAAAAAUUGAUGCAACCAUUUAAGCAUGUA
This is a messenger RNA of Sinocyclocheilus anshuiensis, 683 nucleotides long. RefSeq names its product NEDD8-like. Lineage: Eukaryota; Metazoa; Chordata; Actinopteri; Cypriniformes; Cyprinidae. The transcript has 4 exons. Gene Ontology annotation, molecular function: protein binding. Bases 161 to 430 code for a protein of 89 amino acids. The record is from RefSeq and is a predicted model, not a curated record.